Messenger RNA from Debaryomyces hansenii CBS767, 1563 nucleotides. It is a transcript of the gene THR4, whose product is annotated as threonine synthase. Gene Ontology annotation, molecular function: threonine synthase activity; pyridoxal phosphate binding. The transcript has a single exon. The record is from RefSeq and is a predicted model, not a curated record. Gene Ontology annotation, biological process: L-threonine biosynthetic process. Bases 1 to 1563 code for a protein of 520 amino acids. NCBI's taxonomy places the organism in Eukaryota, Fungi, Ascomycota, Pichiomycetes, Serinales, Debaryomycetaceae.
AUGUCGCAAUCACAGUCUUAUAGAUCUACUCGUUCAACAGGUACGCAAUCCCUUUCUUUUGAGGAUGUUGUUAUGACCGGUUUAGCUAAAGAUGGGGGAUUAUUCAUUCCAUCGGUUAUUCCAAAAUUACCUUCAAACUUUGUUAGUGAAUGGAAAGAUUUGAGUUUCCAAGAAUUAGCUUUCAACAUUAUGAGAUUGUACAUCGAUGAAGGGGAAAUUCCAAAUGAAGAUUUGAAAAGCUUGAUUCAUGCUUCUUAUUCCACGUUCAGAUCUAAGGAUGUCACUCCACUUAAAUCUAUUGAUGAGAAGAAUGGUUUGUACUUGUUGGAAUUAUUCCACGGUCCAACAUAUGCGUUUAAGGAUGUUGCGUUACAAUUCGUUGGUAACUUGUUCGAAUAUUUCUUGAAAAGACGUAAUGCGAAUGCUAAGAGCGUAGAAGACAGAGAAACCAUUACUGUUGUUGGUGCAACCUCAGGUGAUACAGGUUCUGCUGCCAUUUACGGCUUAAGAGGUAAGAAGGAUGUUUCUGUCUUCAUCUUAUACCCAACCGGCCGUAUUUCUCCAAUUCAAGAAGAACAAAUGACAACUGUUGAAGAUGCUAAUGUGCACACUUUAUCAGUUAAGGGAACCUUCGAUGAUUGUCAGGAUAUUGUCAAGCAGAUAUUUGGAGAUGAAGAAUUCAAUGACAAAUAUCAUGUUGGGGCUGUGAAUUCUAUCAACUGGGCUCGUAUUUUGGCUCAAAUGACUUACUAUUUCUAUUCAUAUUUCCAAUUGGUCAAGCAAUUAGGAGAUGAUUCAUCCAAGAUCAGAUUCGUCGUUCCAUCUGGUAACUUUGGUGAUAUCUUGGCCGGUUACUACGCAAAGGAGAUGGGCUUGCCUGCUGACAGAUUAAUCAUUGCCACUAAUGAGAAUGAUAUCUUGGACAGAUUCAUGAAAUCAGGUCGUUAUGAGAAAUUUGCUGCUCAAUCUGGAACUGCUGAAGUUAAGGCAACUUAUUCCCCAGCAAUGGAUAUUUUGAUUUCGUCCAAUUUUGAAAGAUUAUUGUGGUAUUUGAUUAGAGAUAACUUAACUAGUAAUGAUGACAAAAAGGCAGGUGAAAUAUUAAAUGACUGGAUGCAACAAUUGAAGUCAACUGGCUCUGUCGUCGCUCCUGAAUCUGUUGUUAAGGCUGCCAGAGUUAACUUCAGUUCAGAAAGAGUCACUGAUGAAGAUACUGCGUCUACCAUUAAACAAAUUUACCAUAAUCAUCCUGAAAAGUAUGUUUUGGACCCACAUACAUCUGUUGGUGUCACUACUUCUUAUAGAUUUAUCGAAAGAGAUUCUGCUGAUGGUGUCUCGAACGUCAAAUAUAUUUCGUUAUCCACUGCUCAUCCAGCAAAAUUUGCUGAAGUUGUCAACUCAGCAUUAACUGGAGUUGAUGGCUAUUCGUUUGAAAAGGACGUUUUACCUGAUGAAUUGAAGGCUUUAUCUUCUAAAGAAAAGAGAUUAAAAUUAAUUGAUGAAGCUUCAUUAGAAAAAAUCAAAGCUACUAUUGUCGAGGAAUUAGCUAAGGAACCAAAAUGA